ACCCCACUCACCUAAAAUUUCUCUCAUCUCUUACUCUGUUUGCAGUACCCUUUAAGUCUUUAGUCAAAGUUAAACCAAAUGGCCCUUCUGGGUAGUCUUUUUGUGGUCUCUUUUGUUAUGUUUUCGAGCAUUGUUGAUGCAAGAAUCCCAGGAGUUUACACUGGUGCUGCAUGGCAAACCGCUCAUGCCACUUUCUAUGGUGGCAGUGAUGCCUCCGGAACAAUGGGAGGCGCUUGUGGGUAUGGAAACUUAUACAGUCAAGGCUACGGCGUGAACACUGCAGCACUAAGCACGGCGCUGUUCAACAAUGGGUUAAGUUGCGGAGCAUGUUUCGAGCUAAAGUGCGCAGAUGAGCCACAAUGGUGCCAUGCUGGUAGCCCUUCAAUCUUCAUUACAGCCACCAACUUUUGCCCUCCGAAUUUCGCUCAACCCAGCGACAAUGGAGGAUGGUGCAACCCCCCUCGCCCUCACUUCGAUCUCGCCAUGCCCAUGUUCCUCAAAAUCGCCGAGUACCGUGCAGGAAUAGUUCCCGUCUCUUAUCGAAGGGUUCCUUGCCGUAAGCAAGGAGGUAUCAGAUUCACAGUCAACGGCUUCCGUUACUUCAACUUGGUUUUGAUCACCAACGUCGCUGGUGCAGGGGAUAUUGUAAAGGCUAGUGUGAAGGGAUCAAAGACUGGGUGGAUGAGUUUGAGCAGAAACUGGGGACAGAAUUGGCAAUCAAACGCAGUUUUGGUUGGUCAGUCACUUUCGUUCAGGGUGACAGGCAGUGACCGUCGUACUUCCACGUCAUGGAACAUUGUCCCAGCAAAUUGGCAAUUUGGUCAAACUUUCACAGGAAAGAAUUUCAGGGUCUAAACUCUAAAAAUUUCAAGGGUUACUAUUCCCACUUCAAGUUUUUUCUUUUUCUUUUGUUUUUCUCGGAAAGUGAGAGGGAAAAUGAGGGAAACUGUGCGUGUGAACUUUUGGACUUUAAAGGUUGGGUGGGAGGUGAUUUUGUUUUUGGUUAAAAGUAAAAGGGUAAAAUGAAAUGUAAAAAAGCUGAAGUGGCUUCAAAAUUAUAGUGCCCGCAGCUUUGCUUACUGUUACUAUAUAGACUUUGGUUAUAUAAUAUAUAAUUUACAU
Molecule: messenger RNA, 1122 nt
Organism: Pistacia vera
Lineage: Eukaryota; Viridiplantae; Streptophyta; Magnoliopsida; Sapindales; Anacardiaceae
Product: expansin-A4
Exons: 3
Coding region: 79-855 (258 amino acids)
Biological process (GO): plant-type cell wall organization
Cellular component (GO): extracellular region
Source: RefSeq, a predicted model, not a curated record